AUGCUCAAAGAAUAUAAAUACUGCGUUAUUUUCUUCAUCCUUUGCAAUAUUCUUUUCUUACUUUACUACUUUUCAGAUUAUCUUCAGCCCUCAGAUUCGACCGUUACACUAUCGUCUUUCAUAGAUGAUACCUAUAUCAAACACCCUCCUGGUGUGGACCAGAACUUAACAAUCUUCAUCGGGAUUUUUACCGUCUAUGAGAAAAUCGAGAUUAGAAAUUGCUUGCGCGAGGUGUAUACACACAAUAAUGUCGCUCUAGCGCGAUAUCUCGGAGUAAAGAAAUCGCCUGUGACGAUUAGGUUUAUCCUGGGACUGCCAAAGGAUGAACAUAAUAAAGAUAAGAUGGAGGAGGAGUCUAAAAUGUACGGGGAUAUUGUUAUUUUAAAUAUUACAGAGAACGUGGACGAUGGAAAGACGUUUGAAUAUUUCAAGUGGUUUGCUAAACAUAGAGAAGAUAAUUAUUUCGUCAAAUUGGACGAUGACGCUUUCAUCCAUCUUAUUCACUACUAUCGUGAACUUCAAGAUUUACCAAGACAACGUGCAUACUAUGGCGCUGUGUACUAUGGCAAAGGUCCAGAUGAUGAUCGUGCAUUCUCGUCCAUGGGAGGUGCGGGAUAUACACUCUCUCGUGACCUCAUUAUAGACAUUGUUGGUUCAGACUGGGUUAUUUCAAACGUCAAUGGUUAUGAGGAUCGAUUAGUGGGUGAUUGGAUAUGUUAUGUGGCUAGAGAGAAGAAUUACUUUGUGCAUUAUGUCGGCUUUACAACAACUUGGAAGCCCAUGCGCCAAAUUCCAUUCCAUGAUUUUGACAAUGAUCUGGACCUCGAUUCCUCUGUUGAGAUUAUCUUAAUCCAUCAGUUAAAGGGCAUCGAGAAGUGGAAUUCUAUGAAGAAUACGUACCUCGAAUAUGAAGAUGGAGCACCAAUACUCAGAGUCAUUCGGAAUUCAACCACAAAAGGCCUGGUUACAAAGAAAGAUAUUGUUCCAGAAUGCUGGAAGAGCGAACAGAUUUGGAAUCAAACUUUGCAGAAUACCUACAAGAACUGGUUCUAUGAGGCAUGGGGUUUUAAGGAAGGGAAGUAUUCUUAUGGGCCUGCAUGA
This is a messenger RNA of Acaulospora morrowiae, 1101 nucleotides long. Lineage: Eukaryota; Fungi; Glomeromycota; Glomeromycetes; Diversisporales; Acaulosporaceae. The record is from the annotation of a GenBank genome assembly.